CAACGCUUCAUGUAACAAUGGUUACAAUCUUACAACCUCGAAGCAUAUAGACGCUUCUGUCUAGUACGAGUUAAACAGAACCACAAUUCGUAAACUUUCGGAUAAAGGUGGUCUGGUAUGUAUUUUAAUUCUUCAAAGGAUCGUUUUGACUGUUUGUGGGAUACGGUUAUGGGGGUGAGUUUCGGUGUUCUGAAAAAAGCCUGUUGCUGAUUUCACAACCCUGCUCGCUCCCUUUUCAAGAAGUGAUGCUGUGUCUCAUCCCUCUGCGCUGCCACGGUAGCAGAAAAUGCAGCCGUUUUUAGUUUGAUUGUGGUUUAUAUAAACACCUGAAACUAAGGUACUGACAGUACGUUCAGAUGUCUGCAAGUUUUAUGUAGCUGUCUAAUCAUAAGCAAGCAGAGGCCAUUCAAUUUUCAUGCAGAAUAUCGUUAAGGCGAGUGAGUGGCCAAAGGGAAAGUGAAAGAUCUGACAGCUGUCCAAUCAUUCAUGAGCAGGCAGGGUGUUAAUAUGCCAGGGAAGAUGCAUGUGUCUCUGGCGGAGGCCUUGGAGGUGCGGGGAGGGCCCCUGCAGGAAGAUGAGAUCUGGGCCAUCCUGAGUCAGAGUACAGAGAGCCUCCAGGAGCUCCUCCGCAAAGCUGACCUUGCUGCUCUGGGUUUCAUCAUCUCCCCCUGGUCUCUGCUGCUGCUCCCGUCUGGUAAUGUCUCCUUUACUGACGAGAACGUUGCACACCAGGACAUCCGAGCUUUCACAGCACCUGAAAUUCUCCAGGGACAGUCCUUGUCUUCACUAUCUGAUAUAGAAAAGAUUCACAUUUACUCGCUUGGGAUGACUUUGUUUUGGGGAGCUGACUAUGAAGUACCUCAGAGCCAGCCAAUGAAGCUUGGGGAGCAUCUCAAUAGCAUGUUGCUGAACAUGUGUGAGGAUACUGUUUACACCAGAGUGUCUGUGCGGACAGUUUUGGAUGCCUGCAGUGCUCAUAUCAGGAACACCAAUUGUGAGCCCUCAUUCUGCUACGUGAGAAAGCUGGUUAGACUGGUGUUGGGCAGCCUCACUAGGUUGGAUGGCCUGUUAUCAAGUGGUGACAAGGAGGCCCUGCCAGACCGGAGUAGAGAGAUUCGAGAUCGUUUGAGAGGAAAAGGGCUGCCUGCAGGAAGAAGCACAACCCUGAACGCUGUGGAAAAGUACAAAGCUCGGUUUCACGAGCAGGCCUCCCUGAACCGAGGUCUCAGUAAAUCCAUGGGGUUCCUGGCUAUCGGCAACAAACCGAGGGAGGAGGAAGACUGUCCUCCUUGCACGUCCUCGGAUUAUAAUUCUGGGCACGAGGACGUGGUGGAUGAGAGUCACCAGCAGGGAGGUAAGCUGGGCAGAAUGAACAAAAGACCACUUUACCGCAAUGAGGAUUAUGGAUGCAGUAAAAAAAACUGGGCCUCCUCCAUGGACUUGGAUUACCCUGACCCAGCGGUUGUCAGACAUGCCGGAAUGGAUGACAGAGUCGCAGUCAGGCCCAAGUCUGCCUCCAGAGCCAAGGAGGCCAGGCAUUCAGAUUAUGGAGGAGUUACUGGCACCCUGGGCCCUCGGAAAGCCCAUCACCUGUCAGAACUGUCAGUCUGCUCCGCUUUAUCAAGCGCAUAUGACAGGAUUAAAGACCGGCAAAAAAAGCUACACGUGCUCAGAGAAGCCAUGGAUGUCGAUGAUCCUCUAAAAGUUCAUCGACGGUACCAUAGUGAUGCGUACAGCACAUCCAGUGAAAGCCCAUCUGUAAUUUCUUCUGACCCGGAUUACAGACAAGUGAGGAGACUUGAAGAUAAUCGAAGGUAUAGCUCUCAGGUAGUCCUUGCUGAUCAUGAUGUCGUAUCCCUGGCCAGUCAUGUAUCUCUCAGACACAGUAUGAAUAGGCAGUAUGAACUUCCCUCCGAAGAGAACCUGGUGAGUCAGGAAAUGAUGCUGAAGCGGCAGGAGCAGGAGAUGCAGAGGCUGCAGGCUCAGAUGGCUCACAGACUCAGCCUGUACCCAGGAGACCUGCCCAGGGCGUCUAUGUUGGACGUCACCAGAGACCCACUGCGUGACAUUGCGCUGGAAACCACUCGGAGGAAGCUGAAGAAUUUCUUUGGGCCUGAAUUUGUGAAAAUGACCAGCGAGCCACCUGUUACAUUGGAUGUCCCCACUUCAAUUCUGACUAAGAAAGGAAAGGGGGAAGAUCUUCGACGGAAAGUGAAUAUUCUGCUGUUGAGUGGACAGAAGCUGGAGCUAACAUGUGACACCAAGUCUAUCUGCAAAGAUGUGUUUGACAUGGUUGUUGCCCAGAUUGGUCUGGUGGAGCAUCAUUUGUUUAGUUUAGCAUAUCUGAAAGAAAAUGAGUUUUUCUUUGUUGAUCCGGAUCUAAAGCUUUCUAAAGUGGCACCAGAGGGUUGGAAAGAUGAUCCCAAAAAAAAGAAAACGGUCGUCAACUUUAACCUCUUCUUCCGCAUUAAGUUUUUUGUUGAUGACGUCAACCUUCCCAGGCACACACUCACGAAACACCAGUACUACUUGCAGCUCCGCAGGGAUAUCUUGGAAGAGAGGAUGCGGUGUGAUGAGGAGACCACAUUACUGCUGGCGUCACUAGCACUGCAGGCAGAGUUUGGUGAUUACCAGCCAGAGGUUCAUGGGAAAACCUACUUUAGACUUGAGCAUUAUUUAGCGACAACAGUUCUUGAGAAAGUGGACCAGUCUUACAUCAAGGAAGAGCUUCCAAAACUACACAGCACCUACUUUGGAGCUUCAGAGAAGGAAACCGAAUUUGAGUUUCUGAAGGUGUGCCAAAAACUGCCAGAGUAUGGGGUUCACUUUCACCGGGUGCUGCCAGAGAAGAAAUCUCAGACUGGGAUAAUGCUAGGGGUCUGCUCCAAAGGUGUCCUUAUCUUUGAAAUGCACAAUGGAGCUCGCACUCCAGUCCUCCGGUUUCCCUGGAGGGAAACAAAGAAGAUCUCUUUCACUAAAAAGAAAAUCAGCCUGCAGAACACGUCCGAUGAGAUAAAGCACUUGUUCCAGACAGACAGCAGCAAGACCUGCCAGUACCUCCUCCACCUCAGCUCUGCUCAGCACAAGUUCUACCUGCAGAUGAAAACCAGACAGAACAACCAGGAGCUCCAGGACAUCGGAAGUUCAUCACUGAACCACCUGAAUUAUCACAGCGGCUCAGCUGGAGUAUUGCCCAUGGGACGAACUAUGAGUACAGUUAGCCUGGCAACAAGCAAUAUGAGCAGGCCUUUCGAACAGCUGCAUACAGUACAAGCAGAGAGCCUCAAGAGAACGUACUGCUCUGACCUUUCACUGAACAAGCUGCUGCCGGGGAAGCCACAGUCAACAGUGGAGCCCACCAACCCUAGAGUGAUGAUGAGCAAGUCCUACCACAACCUUAGCCAGGUGCUGGAGUCUCCCAAGGGACAGGUCCCCCCCUACAACAGCCAGCCGCAGAGUAGCCUGAACAGAAUGCAUCUAGCAGCCAGCAUGGAGGGGCUCAGGACACUGCCUUCCCAUCACAGGGCAUGCUCUGAUACAGAGUCCAUCACAGUGGCAGGAAAGCCCAAUAAUCUUUUCAGUUCUAAAACCUUGGCAGGCUUGAAACGAAGCCCCGGCAAACGACAGCUGGAGUGUGACUCAUCCUCCUUUGAAGACACAGGACAGGCUUAUGUUAUAGGGGUAAGCAUGCACAGCUCGGGCAUGCCCUCAACACCUGGUCCGUUAAAUGCCAAUGAAACCCUGAAACAGAAACUCAGUGCCUUGCCUUCUGCUGAGAGGGAGAUUACACGGGUAAAUCUGAAGAAGGAUGUGAAAUACAGCCUGGGGUUUCAGAUAGUUGGUGGAGAGAACACUGGCAGAAUGGACCUGGGCAUCCUCAUCAGUUCAAUUACCCCGGGCGGCCCAGCAGACCUGGAUGGACACUUGAAGCCAGGAGACCGCUUGCUAUCAGUAAAUAACGUGACACUGGAGGGUGUUGCCCAUGAUGCAGCCGUGGAGAUACUACAGAAUGCCCCAGAUGAUGUCACACUGGUUGUUUCUCAACCAAAGGAGAGGCUUUAUCAAGAACCUUCUUCAGCCACAUCACAUCAUAAGACCAGGGGUCAUACAAGGUCACCUGGCAGAAGACAGGAACACGAAGAGGAAUCUUCAUCGGAAGAACACACCAGGCUCCAGGGCCACCAAAGAGCUACAUCUGAUGCAUCUUCCGUUGUGUCUUUGAGCAAGAGGAAAGGCAGCGUAAGCUCACAGGAUUCUAGAACUGAAAGCGCAAGCCUUCCUCAAAGCCAUAGCAAGGGUUUCAAUAGGAAUCAGGUUGCUGAUGGAUCUAUGCCACCACCUCCACCUUACCAUUCUGAAAGAACAGUUCCAGCAGAAAUGUUGUUACCAAGUGGAAGCAAAAGCAGAAAAUUAAGAAGUCCUGAAAAUAGCAAAGAUCUAGAUUAUUCAGAUAGAGGGGACUCGGACAUGGAUGAGGACACAUACUCAAGUAGUCAGGAGCAGCAAAUGUUAAAGGAGAUCUCUCCAGCCAGCACCAUAGGAAAAAUAAGAGGCAAUGCCCACCUUGUUAAUGAUCUCAAACCAGGAGAUUUAUUUGAAGUAGAAUUGUCUAAAAAAGACAACAGCCUGGGCAUAAGUGUCACGGGUGGGGUGAAUACAAGCGUAAGACAUGGUGGGAUUUAUGUGAAGGCUAUAAUUCCUAAAGGAGCAGCUGACCUUGAUGCGAGAAUUAGGAAAGGCGACAGAGUGCUUUCAGUUGAUGGAAAAGGUCUGGAUGGUGCAACUCACAAGCAAGCAGUGGAAACUUUGAGAGAAACAGGCCAGGUGGUUCACUUACUGUUGGAAAAAGGCCAGCUUCCUGCCACCAGCGUACAUGCUCCUGUGACCCCACAGUGCACCCCUCCUUGCAAGGCGGAUGGGCAGGCUGAACCUGAGGUGAACAUUGAAACCAUUACAACGGCCAAAGAUUACAGCUUUGUUGCUGAGGAUAAUGUGUUUGAGGUAACGCUGUUGAAAAACACCUCAGGUUUGGGAUUCAGUUUUUGCAGAGAGGAGAACCUACCCCAGGAGCCAGUAAACCCUAGCGUAGUGAGGGUGAAGAAGCUGUUUCCAGGGCAACCAGCUGCAGAGAGUGGCCGGAUUGAAGUGGGUGACGUCAUCCUGCGUGUCAACAACACAACCUUGAAGGGCUUAUCACAACAUGAAGUCAUAUCAGCUCUCAGGGGGACUACCCAGGAGGUUACUCUACUUCUGUGCAGACCUAAACCCGGAACCCUACCAAAUAUUGACCCUUCAUUACUGACUCCUCUAGCCUCCCCCAGAAAAGAGCCUCAAGGCAAGUCCGACUCAAGCCUCAACAGGAAUGUCCUGCCACAGGCAGACCUCAGUUACAGCUCGACUGAGGAGGAGGAGAAUGAUGAGGUCGAUAAUGGGGAGUUCCAGAGGGUCCAGCUGAAGUCUCCCUCCAGGCGAGAUAGUUACAGUGACAGUACAGACAAUGAUGAAGUGGGCAAGGCCUUCAGCCCAUCCCAAAAGAAGAGCAGUGAAGUCUGGGAUCCCAGCAUCUACCAGACCCCAGGCAAUACCCUGGCCUUCCCAAGCUCUCGAUAUGAAACCCCACGCACCCUGGAAGACACAAUGUGCACGGUUUACUACUCCCCACAGCACUCACCCAGCAAGCCAGAGUUUAACCACAGCAACCCCCCAUCCCCAGUACCUCCAGAUCAACCGGAGCAUGAGGUUCCCUCUCCCACCCCUCUCGAUGAUCACUACAUCAGCUCCAGUUCAGGCUCCCAGAGCCCAACAUCAGUGCCACACCAGCACGAGGGGGAAGUGACAUCACCCCUUCAGCACCAGUACUUCAACAAUGUGGAAGAGAUUGGGGAAUUUGAACCUGAAGUUGAGCUUCAUGUCUCAUUAAUUAAAUCGGAAAAGGGCAGCCUGGGCUUCACCGUGACGAAAGGAAGUGAUGAUAUCAGCUGCUAUAUUCAUGACAUCAUACAGGACCCCGCAAAGAGUGAUGGGAGGCUCAGGCCUGGAGACAGGCUGAUAACGGUUAAUAACACAGAUGUCACCAACAUGAGUCAUACCGAAGCUGUGAAUUUUCUCAGAACUACGUCGAAAGUAGUUGAUUUAGUCUUGGGUCGUGUCCUGGAAAUCCCAAAGCCUCCAAUAGAGCUCCAUAUGCUACCAGAUAUUACACUGCAGUGCCAAGGAGGAGCAGAGCUCGGGUUGAUGCUGGGGGGAGGCAGUGACAGUCCAUAUCAGGUUAUAUAUAUUGCAGAUAUUGUGCCGGGUUCAUUUACUUCAAUGGAAGGAAGCCUGAGACAACUCGACCUCAUUCAUUACAUUAAUGGUGUUUCUACUCAAGAGCUGUCUCUCCGAGAGUCAGAGAGGCUGCUGGAAUUACCACUUCCCACCGUUAUCCUGAAAGCCACAAGAGAUGGGCAGCCAGUGAUCCCAGUUGCAAAACAGUUUUUGUCUUUGAACAAUAAUCUUAGUCCAAAAAUAAAUGGCUCCACUAAUGUUAAUGGAUAUCCUCAUGGAGAGGACAGCAGCGAGUCUGAGGGCGGUGUUAUUCAUCUUGAACUCAAUAAACCAGCCACGGGGGGGCUAGGGUUUUCUGUGGUGGGCGGAGAAAAGGGUUUUUUUGUAAAGUCGAUCACUCCAGGAGGUAUAGCUGACACGACAGGAGAUUUACAAGUUGGAGACAAAUUGCUACAGGUGAAUGGUGAAUCAAUGAUUGGGGUCUCCCACACCAAGGCUGUAACAACGAUCCGCAAAGCUAAAGGGCUUGUGCAGCUGUCAGUGUUCAGAUCUCCUCCCCAGAGUGAGAAUCCAUAUCUAAUGAUGAACGCUGUUAAAUACAAUGGCAAUCCAGAUGGUCGCGUUGAUAUUGACCACGAUGGUAAUGUAGUGCAGUUCUUACUGAAAGACAUCCAGCAUGGGGUUGAGAAACGUCAGGCACAGAACACAGAGAAUACCUCCCCAGGUAUUUUCACUGCAGACUGUGCUUCCCAGCUGCCUGAGGUGAUGAAGACUGAAGACGAAGGUCUUCAGUCCGAGGACACGGACUGCGAUGGUUCGUCUUUGCCAGAGGACUCUCCUGAGACUUCAAGAAGGAAUGGCUGUAGAAAAAAUGUUAUUGAGGUCCCAGCCCCAGACAGUUCUGAGAAGCCUCCUGAACAGGCGCAAAUGGGGAACCCAGAUGAGGAUGAAAUUACCUGGGGGAGCGAUGAGCUUCCCAUCGAGUCUCUACAGCAGCACCCAACCGAAGAUGGCCCUAUCAUUACUGAAGAGGAGCUCACCUCCCUGCCUCUUGUCAGAGUCGUUCAUGAGGGCCGCUUCACAGGCUCCAAGCUGAAGGGUGUCAUUCGGAUGCUGCGGGGCCUGUUGGAUCAGAAAGUUCCCCUGGAAGAGUUUGAGAAUCUUCAGAAUUUGCAACCGUUAGAUGAGUGUUUAAUUGGGCAAACAAAGGAGAACAGAAAGAAGAACAGAUACAAAAACAUUCUUCCAUAUGAUGCCACUAGAGUCUGUUUAGGAAACCAUGGAGGCUACAUCAAUGCCAGUUUUAUUAAAAUGCUGGUGAAAGAUGAAGAAUUUGUUUAUAUUGCUUGUCAAGGACCCCUCCCUAAUACACUGGCAGACUUCUGGCAAAUGGUUUGGGAGCAAAAGUCGAAUGUUAUUGCCAUGAUGACCCAGGAAGUGGAAGGGGGAAAGGUCAAAUGUCAGCGUUACUGGCCUGACACACCCAGGACUGCAGCUAUGGUGGACAACAGGCUUCAGCUAACACUGCUUAAACACCAGCAUCUGGGCAAUUUUAUUCUACGGCUCAUUGAGUUGAAAGAUGUGCAGACUGGUGAAAUCCAACAUGUAACUCAUCUGAACUUUACUGGCUGGCCAGAUCAUGGAACCCCAUCACAACCUGAACAAUUACUCACCUUUAUCUCCUACAUGAGGCACAUUUAUCAGUCAGGGCCAAUAAUCACUCAUUGCAGCGCAGGGAUUGGACGAUCAGGAACUCUCAUUUGCAUAGACGUGGUCCUGGGCUUAAUCAGCAAAGAUGUUGAUUUUGACGUUUCGGACGUGGUACGGACAAUGAGACUGCAGCGACAUGGGAUGAUCCAGACAGAGGAGCAGUAUGUUUUCUGCUAUCAAGUUAUCUUAUAUGUGCUCAGAUGCCUUCAAGCUGAAGAGAAUAUCUCAGGAUAGCCAAUGAAGACUUGAAAUUGUGCUUACUAUAAAGUCACCAAGAUUUAUUUUUUAUAUAAAAUAGUUGCCUUGAAAAGUGCACUCAUACAGACACACACACACACAUAUAUAUA
Polyodon spathula (Mississippi paddlefish) is the source of this 8324-nucleotide messenger RNA. It is a transcript of the gene ptpn13, whose product is annotated as protein tyrosine phosphatase non-receptor type 13. Gene Ontology annotation, biological process: peptidyl-tyrosine dephosphorylation. Gene Ontology annotation, cellular component: nucleus; cytoskeleton; cytoplasm. Gene Ontology annotation, molecular function: phosphatidylinositol 3-kinase regulatory subunit binding; protein tyrosine phosphatase activity. The transcript has 50 exons. The coding region runs from base 487 to 8211 and encodes 2574 amino acids. NCBI's taxonomy places the organism in Eukaryota, Metazoa, Chordata, Actinopteri, Acipenseriformes, Polyodontidae. The record is from RefSeq and is a predicted model, not a curated record.